This is a messenger RNA of Fusarium coffeatum, 1524 nucleotides long. RefSeq lists its product as uncharacterized. NCBI's taxonomy places the organism in Eukaryota, Fungi, Ascomycota, Sordariomycetes, Hypocreales, Nectriaceae. The record is from RefSeq and is a predicted model, not a curated record. The transcript has 3 exons. Gene Ontology annotation, molecular function: heme binding; monooxygenase activity; oxidoreductase activity, acting on paired donors, with incorporation or reduction of molecular oxygen. The coding region runs from base 1 to 1524 and encodes 507 amino acids.
AUGGCGAUCUCUUUGAGUUACAUUCUUUACGCAGGCGUUGCUUUUGUUAUCGCGCGUAUCCUAUACGAAUUCUUCCUCUCUCCUCUCCGUCGUAUUCCGGGACCUAGAUUUUCUAAGUUUACAGAUGCUUACAGGGCUCAUCUUACAUCCAAGGGCCAUGCUGAUGGGCAUAUGAGAGAGUGGCAUCGGAGAUGGGGUAGUGCUGUUAGGGUUGGUCCUAAUACUGUGAGUAUUAGUGAUCCUGAUCUUAUUAGGGUGAUCUACACCACGAGAAACCCAUGGAGAAAGAGUAACAUGUACCGUCCAAAUGACGUCCUGGUAAACGGUCAACGCAUCCAAAACAUCUUCAACACCCAAGAUGAAGAUUUCCACACAAAAUACACAAAGCCCAUCAGGGGAUUCUGGACUCUUCCCAAGAUGCUGGAAGCUGAACCUCUGAUGGACGAAACCUUGUGCGAAUUGAUUACCCAUCUUGACAAACGCUUUGCAGCAACUGGCUACGUCUGUAAAAUGGACGAUUGGGUAUCCUACUACGCCUGGGACGCCGCCGCAAAUAUCAGUUUCGGACGCACUUACGGAUUUAUGGAGAAAGGCGGUGAUGUACAGGAUAUCAUCGCCGAGUCCACGGCUGGCCUCAAGUACUUUGCGCCCGUUAGCCAAAUUCCUUGGUUGGAUGAGUGGCUGGACAAAAACCCCAUUAAGAGAAUUGGUCCUCGUCCACUUGUCAAUGGAGUUAUGUACACCAUCAAGAUCCUCACCGAAUAUCAACAACAAAUCGCCUCAGGGGCAGCGAAGCGCAAGCCAGUUGAUUUGUUCAUCGACAAGUACAACAGUCUGAAAGAAACAGUGGACUACGUGGAUGAUCAUCAGGUCAUCAACUGGCUUAUGCUGAAUGUUCUCGCAGGUGGUGAUUCAACGGCUGGUGCAAUGCGUGCCCCGGCGUAUCAUCUCCUUAAGAAUCCGUUGAUUUGCGAAAAGAUGGUUGCUGAGCUUCGAAGCGCAGAUUUGACACUUCCUGUUCCGCAGUGGAAGGAAAUCAGUCAACUUCCCUACUUCGACGCCUGCAUGCGCGAAGCGAUGCGUAUUUCUCCCGCUGUUGGUUUACUUCUCGAGCGCGAAGUUCCCAAGGAAGGACUUGAGUUACCAGACGGACGCUUCAUCCCAGCCGGUACAAAGGUUGGUAUAAAUCCAUGCGUCGUGACGCGCGACGUUGGCGUCUUUGGUGAGGAUGUCGAUGUGUUUAGACCUGAGAGAUGGUUGAGAAACAAGGAUGAGUCGGAGCAAAGCCAUGCUGCGAGGGUGCGAAGAAUGCAUGAGUGUACUGAGAUGAUGUUUGGACAUGGAUCCAGAGUUUGUAUGGGCAAGUAUAUGUCCAAGUUGGAGAUGUACAAGAUGUUUGCUACUUUGUACGUCAACUUUGAUGUCCGAAUUACUGAUCCCAACCAUACGUGGAAUUAUGAGAAUAACUGGUUCAUGUAUCACAGAGACAUCCCUUGCACCAUCAGUCGUCGUCAAAAGUCUUAG